Messenger RNA from Lolium rigidum, 1370 nucleotides. RefSeq lists its product as uncharacterized. The record is from RefSeq and is a predicted model, not a curated record. Lineage: Eukaryota; Viridiplantae; Streptophyta; Magnoliopsida; Poales; Poaceae. The transcript is spliced from 8 exons. The coding region runs from base 1 to 972 and encodes 323 amino acids.
AUGCUCCGCCUCCCCACAUUCCUUGCCGUAUCACCGUCGGUCACCGGCUCACCGCACAGAGAUCGUUACCCUGACCACCACCAGCGUUCUAGGGGUGAGGGCAGCCGCAGCCCUCGCCUCCACUCGUCUCCCAACCGGGCCAAGCAGUCUCGGUUGGGAUCCGGACAUGAGGACUCCUCCAGCAGCAGGCGCAGGUGCAGGUACCUAGACACUGAAUGGUACAGCGCAGAGAGGCUCCACUCAUCUAGUGUGCGUGAUCGUCAUGACCAUGGGGCGAGAAGCCUCAGUCCCCUCCGCCACUCGCCCUCAGGGAUGUCUCCAGCUUCGGUUGAUACCCCUCUCCUGCAUGAUGGCAGCAAGAGUCCUACUGACUGGCCUGACAGUCCAAUCCAUUGCUACAAGCAUUAUGAAAACAACAAUGAUGGUUCCGGGAUCACCGAUAGGGAAUAUAAUGCACUGGUAGAUAACUUCAUGGAUGCUGUGGUCGAGAACUGGCAUGAGCCAGCGAAUUUCGAUCAAGCAAAGAAUAAAGAGCUUUACCGAAAGCAGACAAGGCGAUUCGCUGAGUUGGCUCUGAAACGUUACAACAAAAACAAAAACAAUAAGGUUAAGCACUCGCUGGUUGAGGCAGUUGAUGGAGCUAUAUUUUUUGAAGGAGAUUACUUUCAUGCCCAUGUGAACUUCUAUGCCAAUGCUAGUAAUGGUCCAAAGAAAAAUGGUCCUAAAGUGCUUGUUUUUGCUGAGUUGGAACAUGUUGGACUGCGACUCAAUGCAAUGGCUCUCAGGUCUUUCCAUUUUCUUGAUGAGAAGAAACAAACUGUUGGACGUCGUGAUCUUGAUCGGGGGCCUCACACAAGUAAAGAUCGGGAUAUACAUCACUGCUAUGCUUGUACCGAUAAAAUCAAGCACCCUGAGGGAUCAGGCUAUAAGGCAGGCCAUUUUGUUGGUGUGUCAUAUUACCAUGAGGAUUAGUGCUGGAUCUGGUGGAUCGUGCAGAGAUAAAAGUUAAGGAUAAAGCCAGAUUACCGAAGCUUGAAGGAGGGAUCUUGUGCUACAUUUGUGCUCUGAAGAUUGGACAAACUGUAGUAAUGUAUUUUUUUUAAGAAACAUUAGUGGUGUCCAGUAACUCCCUCAGGAUGGUUUUGGAAUCCACAGUUGGAGGAGUCUAACUGCUUGUGAGUUGUGACCUUAUGAAUUGUACUCCCUCAGUCUUGCACAUCUUAUUUUGUGUUUUUGAUUGAGAAAACAUUUGUUUGGUGGAAUGCAAUGUAAUCUCUGUAUGUGUGAUAACGGAAUAUUAGUAUCUUUUUCAUGCUAGUUUGGGACUAUAUGUCACAUGUAGGAUUUUGGGCAAUAUACUUUACUAGAAA